Messenger RNA from Vigna angularis (adzuki bean), 1864 nucleotides. RefSeq lists its product as uncharacterized. NCBI's taxonomy places the organism in Eukaryota, Viridiplantae, Streptophyta, Magnoliopsida, Fabales, Fabaceae. The coding region runs from base 169 to 1593 and encodes 474 amino acids. The record is from RefSeq and is a predicted model, not a curated record. The transcript is spliced from 7 exons.
GUAUGGUGAGGGAGCAUAAAAUUAAAAUCACUAUACUCUCUUUCUCUUUCUCUUUCUCUCUCCUCUCUCUGUGGUUAUGAGCAGUGGAAGGAGUUGUUUAUAAUUUGAAAACUUGAAGGCAGGCCACAAAGUAGUAGGGUGUUCUUCUUUGUAGUUCUUCUGUUUUGUAUGGACAUGAAGGGAUAUUCAGUUUCCUGGACAAAACAUAAGAAAGAGCCAUAUUUUUCAGCUCGUCACACAAGAAGACAAGAACAAUGCAUACAAGCAAAUGAUGAUACCCCAGAAGAAACAAGUUUACUAAAUCAUUCCCUCAAAUUGGCUCUUUCCACUUCCCAAAAUACUCUACUGCCUACGCUACCUGCCUUUGUUGCUUUCCUCCUACUUGUUACUUCAAUUGGCACAGCAUUUUCUCACCCCAUUGCCUCCAAUUCACCAUUGCCAUCAUCACCCUCUCACCCCACUGUUAACAACACUUUCAGACCACCUCCGCUGUUGAAAAAGUUGAGGAGAAUCAGAGCUCACCUCAACAAGAUUAACAAGCCUCCUGUUAAAACAAUUCAGAGUCCAGAUGGGGAUUUCAUAGAUUGUGUUUUGUCUCAUCAGCAACCUGCUUUUGACCACCCUCUGCUCAGAGGGCAAAGACCAUUGGAUCCACCGGAAAGGCCAAAGGGCCACCCCAAUGGGGAAAAAGUCAUAGAGAGCUUUCAGCUUUGGACCGAUUCUGGUGAAAUAUGCCCUGAAGGAACUGUUCCGAUCAGAAGAACAACUGAACAAGAUUUUCUACGAGCAAGCUCCAUCAGAAGAUUUGGAAGAAAAGUACGGAGGGACUCAACUGGCACUGGUCAUGAGCAUGCAGUUGUUUCUGUAAACGGAGAUCAAUACUACGGAGCAAAAGCAAGCAUAAAUGUAUGGACACCCAGCGUAACCGAUCCAUACGAAUUCAGUUUGUCACAGAUAUGGGUUAUUGCUGGAUCUUUUGGCAAUGAUCUGAAUACCAUAGAAGCUGGAUGGCAGGUAAGUCCUGAGCUAUACGGAGACAACUAUCCUAGGUUCUUCACUUAUUGGACAACGGAUGCAUAUCAAGCAACUGGAUGCUACAAUUUACUAUGUUCAGGAUUUGUCCAAACUAACAACAGGAUAGCAAUAGGGGCUGCAAUCUCCCCAAGAUCCAUCUACAAUGCCAGACAAUUUGAUAUUGGCUUAAUGGUUUGGAAGGACCCAAAGCAUGGACAUUGGUGGCUGGAAUUUGGGUCGGGGCUACUUGUUGGGUACUGGCCAGCAUACUUGUUCAGUCACUUGAGAAACCAUGCUAGCAUGGUACAAUUUGGAGGAGAAAUAGUGAAUUCUCGUUCAAGGGGCUACCACACUGGCACUCAAAUGGGUAGUGGCCAUUUUGCAGAAGAAGGGUUUAGAAAAGCAGCCUAUUUUAGAAAUUUGCAAGUUGUGGAUUGGGACAAUAACUUGCUUCCUCUUUCAAAUAUUCACCAAUUGGCUGACCAUUCUAAUUGCUAUGACAUUAGGGUUGGAUCAAACAAUGUUUGGGGAACUUACUUUUAUUAUGGAGGUCCUGGAAGGAACGUGAGAUGUCCAUGAAGAUUAUAUAUAUAUAUUUAUAUAUAGUUCCUAUUACACAGGCUUCUCUGCUCUAAAUAUAUGAUAUUCUUUUUUUUUAUCCCACUUUUUCCCUUUCUUUUGGGGAUUUUUGGUUUCAUUAUAAGCUUCACAUGGUUUGGCUAUAUUUGUUAAUUUUGGUUUUGGGUUAACAGGUUAGAGACAGUUUGUUCCGUUGUUAGAGAUUAUGUAAAUCCACCAAAAAUAUGUUGUCAGUUUAUAACAUUAAAUUCACGAGUUCUGCAUUCUUCAA